AACACCGUGACACACGCCGCCGUUUUCUGGUUAAAACACCGACAGACGCCGUUUACGAGGUCACACGUGACUAAAAUCACACGUACACCGCAUAGCAGUGAUAGAAGAUAAGAUGGCCACCUCCUCCUCCAAUCUGGAAGAAGAUGAAAGUCUGAAAGGCUGUGAGGUUUUUGUGCAGAAACACAACAUACAGCAGAUCCUCAAAGAGUGCAUCGUCAACCUGUGCAUCGCCAAGCCCGAGCGGCCUAUGAAGUUCCUGCGGGAACACUUCGAGAAGCUGGAGAAGGAAGAAUGCAAGCAGAUCAUGGCCCGACAGAAGUCCAACUCGCAGUCGGACUCUCAUGAUGAUGAAGUGUCUCCUCCUCCUCCAAACCCUGUGGUGAAGGCCCGGCGCCGGAGAGGUGGUGUCAGCGCUGAGGUCUACACGGAGGAGGAUGCCGUCAGCUACGUCAGAAAGGUCAUUCCGAAGGACUACAAGACGAUGACGGCCCUGGCCAAAGCCAUCUCUAAGAACGUGCUGUUCGCCCACCUGGAUGACAAUGAGAGAAGUGACAUAUUUGAUGCCAUGUUCCCGGUCACACACAUCGCUGGUGAAACAGUCAUUCAACAAGGUGAUGAAGGAGACAACUUCUAUGUGAUUGACCAAGGAGAAGUGGAUGUAUAUGUGAAUGGUGAAUGGGUGACUAGUAUUGGAGAGGGUGGUAGUUUUGGAGAACUGGCUCUGAUAUACGGGACUCCUCGAGCUGCUACUGUGAAGGCCAAGACUGACCUGAAACUCUGGGGCAUCGACAGAGACAGCUACCGGCGCAUCCUCAUGGGAAGCACGCUGAGGAAGAGGAAGAUGUAUGAGGAGUUCCUCAGCAAGGUGUCUAUACUCGAAUCGCUGGAUAAGUGGGAGAGGCUGACGGUGGCUGAUGCUCUGGAGCCUGUGCAGUUUGAAGACGGAGAGAAGAUCGUAGUGCAGGGAGAGCCAGGAGAUGAUUUCUUCAUCAUAACAGAGGGUACGGCGUCUGUUCUGCAGCGCAGGUCUGAUAACGAGGAAUACGUUGAAGUGGGCCGCCUGGGUCCAUCAGACUACUUCGGUGAGAUAGCGCUGCUGCUGAACAGACCCCGUGCAGCAACAGUCGUGGCCAGAGGUCCACUCAAGUGUGUGAAGUUGGACCGUCCGCGUUUCGAGCGCGUCCUCGGGCCCUGCUCUGAGAUCCUCAAGAGGAACAUCCAGAGAUAUAACAGCUUCAUUUCUCUCACAGUCUAACCCGGCCGUCUGAAACGCGUUGCCGUCAGGUUAUCCGGGUGCCUGGUUGCAUAAAAUAACGUGACGUUCUCCACCAGUUCUGCUUAAAUCAUUAGCUUCAGUAUUGCUGAGUUGUUCAGAAUGGAUUCAGCAGUAGAUAAUAAAAACGACUUCUUUUAUGCAGCCAAGCAUUCAGUUUUUACUUUUUUGCCAGAAGCACAAGUGCUCCACCUGCUUUUUUUUCCCCUUUGUGUGAUUUUUCUUACUGUAUGUGCACUUUGAAUUUGACCUAUGUCGCCACAAAGCUUUAUUUCUGCAGAUUAGGAGAGGAAAUGAGGUGCCCAUAUGGACUGAUAAGAAACAUCUUCAUGUGGCAUGUGAAAAAAGUCCUACAAAAUGUGAUGCAUGCAGACCAGAGAUGCAUUUUGUUCACUUGCCAUUCAGAUUCUGCGUCGAAGAGGAAGGUAACAGUACAGAUGGCACAAGUAUAUAAAUAUGUUUACACAGAGGAAGGAGUGUUUAUGUUUUUGUUCUUCAGCUUCUGCCUUUUAGCUGUGUGUUUUUUGCGUGCCGUGUUUAAUCCUGCGUGGGUCAGAAUUGGAGAUCCUCUGUUUAUUGAAAUCUGUUUAUUGAAAGCGAUUUUGCCGUUCUAUAUCUUCUUGGCUGUUUCAUCCACCCUGAACAUUCUGAGUUGUGCUUCUACAGCUGGAAUUAAUGGGAGGGGGUUUGUUACAUUUUAAGACACGAGUUUUAAUAUAGAACUGCUAUAAAAGCGGUUUUCAUUGGGAGUCUUAAUGUGUUUUAAGAGCUGAAUCUGUAUGAUGUUGCUUUUCUUUUCUUUUUUUCGUUCUUCAAAAUGCAAUUGUAUUACACACACGCACACACGUCCCCCAGGCCAUGUUUGGGUGAAGCUCAGCUCAUGAAAGCUGUCAAGAACAUGUCCAGGUCAUAUUUCACCCCAAAA
Molecule: messenger RNA, 2198 nt
Organism: Danio rerio (zebrafish)
Lineage: Eukaryota; Metazoa; Chordata; Actinopteri; Cypriniformes; Danionidae
Source: RefSeq, a predicted model, not a curated record